CUUUGUAAGGCCUGUAUGCAUUUUACUACUGUCUUAUUAUUGGAGACCGGCUUGCUUUUUUCACUCUUGUAUCUUCCAAUCCCUAGUCCAAUAGUCCGAUAAUCCAAUCGCUACAACUUUCUCGCUAUCGAUAUCCCUUUCCCGCCCUUUUCUUCGAUUUAAGAAACAAAAUACGUACAUGCAGACCAUGAUCUAAGAAGGGCACGAGGACACCAGCCCUACCAUGUUACGACGGAUUAUCCGUCCCGCACGACGCCUACCAAUAUGGCUUUUACUCUCCGUCGCCGCGCCUUUCGUCUUCGAGGUUAUUUUACAUCUAUGGCGGUAUAACGUGCCGAAGCCUGCGAGCGAGCUCGAUACACCGUUUUUUACAUCAUGUCAAGAGCCCGACAUUAGUGCGAAACGAGAGAACGCGAUCCUAGUAAUGCUUGCGCGAAACCACGAACUCGAGAAGGCUAAUAAAACAAUUACUUCGAUUGAAAGACAAUUCAACAAGUGGUUCAACUAUCCUAUCUUAUUCCUCAAUGACAACCAGUGGGAUCCUAAGUUCAUAGAGGUACUAAAUAAGACGUCACGAGGAUUGGCAACUUUCGAAGUCAUACCGCAGGAAACAUGGACAUUUCCCGAGGGCGUGGAUGCGAAUGCAGCGAAACAGAAUAUAAAAGAGCAGGGCGAGAUGGGGAUUCCGCAUGCGGGUGAAGAAGGAUACCAUCACAUGUGUCGCUUUUAUUCGGGAAAAUUCUACCUGCUCGAUGCGUUAAAGAAAUAUAAGUGGUACUGGCGACUCGAACCCGAUGUCGAUUUCAACUGCGCGAUCUCAUACGACCCCUUUGUUCAGAUGGCACGACACAAGAAGGUCUAUGGCUUUACGAUUGCGUUGUGGGAAAUAGGGAAAUCAUGUCCUGGCCUAUUCCGCUCCGUCGCGGAUUGGAAGGAGAUGAUGGGUAUCCCUACAAAUAACCUCUGGAAGGCUAUGGUAUCGGCUUCGUGGAUGCCAUUCCCAUUUCGACGAUUCAUGAGCUGGCUUCCGCACCGUGAUGCCUAUGGCGAUGAAUGGAGCUUAUGCCAUUACUGGAGCAACUUUGAGAUUGCCGACAUGGACUUUUUCCGAACGAGGGCGUACCAGGAUCUCUUCGAGUACUUAGACAAGAAGGGCGGGUUCUACUUUGAGCGGUGGGGUGACGCCGCGGUACACUCCCUUGCCGUCGCAAUGCUCGUAGAUCCGCGUAAAGUACACCAUUUCGAGGACUUCGGAUAUCGACAUGACCACCUAUACCAAUGCCCUGCCAAUGCGCCGGGUGGCCAGCUACCCGAGUCUCAGUUGCUAGGGAGCGGGACGUGGUCACCAGAGAUGGAUAACGGAAUCGGGUGUCGCUGCGAAUGCGACGGGCGGGUACAAAGUAACUACGGGGGUUACUGCUUGAACAAACUAAAGCAACCUACGACUGUAAAACGGCCGUGGUUCACGUGGCUCCUAUAGCAUAGGAUAAUCGGCAUUUUGGUUGUUUCCAUCUGUUGUUAUUCCCUCCUGACC
Messenger RNA from Annulohypoxylon maeteangense, 1534 nucleotides. RefSeq names its product glycosyltransferase family 15 protein. Gene Ontology annotation, cellular component: Golgi apparatus; membrane. Gene Ontology annotation, molecular function: alpha-1,2-mannosyltransferase activity. NCBI's taxonomy places the organism in Eukaryota, Fungi, Ascomycota, Sordariomycetes, Xylariales, Hypoxylaceae. The transcript has 3 exons. Gene Ontology annotation, biological process: protein N-linked glycosylation; cell wall mannoprotein biosynthetic process. The record is from RefSeq and is a predicted model, not a curated record. The coding region runs from base 224 to 1480 and encodes 418 amino acids.